UUUCCUGCAGAUAGAAUCGUUAGGGGGUGAAACAAGAUGAAAGUUGUGUGGCUAAAGUGUGUGAUGGUGGCGGUGCUGUGCAGCAGCGCGCACAGGCUGCAGGCAUCCCCCGACUUGGAUGGAGCUGCCGGGGCCGAUGACAGCGCCUCCACCCUGGCCUUUGUGUUCGAUGUGACCGGCUCCAUGUACGACGACCUCAAGCAGGUGAUCGACGGCGCCUCGCGGAUCCUGCAGACGACCCUCAACCGGAGGACAAGACCCAUCAAAAACUUUGUCCUGGUUCCAUUCCACGACCCAGAUAUCGGCCCUGUGUCCAUCAGCACCGACCCCAUAAAGUUCCAGCAGGAUCUCCAAGAGCUGUUUGUCCAGGGUGGUGGCGACUGCCCUGAGAUGAGUGUCGGAGCCAUCAAGAAGGCGCUGGAGGUUUCGCUACCUGGAUCCUUCAUCUACGUCUUCACCGACGCUCGGGCUAAGGACUAUCGCUUGAAAAGAGAUGUUCUGCAGCUUGUGCAACUCCGUCAGUCACAGGUGGUUUUUGUGCUAACCGGGGACUGUGGGGACCGCUCCCAACCGGGCUACAGGGUCUACGAGGAGAUCGCAGCCACAUCUUCAGGGCAGAUCUUUCACCUGGACAAGCAGCAGGUCAAUGAGGUAUUAAAAUGGGUGGAAGUGACUGUUCAGGCCAUGAAGGUCCACCUGCUGUCCUCAAACCAUGACCGUGCCCAAGAGAACCAAUGGGAUGUGCCCUUUGAUCCCAGCCUCCGAGAGGUCACCGUAUCACUCAGCGGACCUGCUCCACAAAUAGAGCUCACAGAUCCUCUUGGUCGUAUAGUUGGUGAGGAGCAAGGCCUUACCGAGCUUCUGAACAUUCCCAAUUCUGCUCGUGUCGUCAACCUGAAGCUUCCCAGAUCUGGACCGUGGAAACUAAAGGUGAGCUGCGAUGGCCGCCAUACCCUGAGGGUCACAGGAGUCAGCAAUCUGGACUUCCGGGCUGGGUUUUCAAGCGUGCCUGUCAAAGAGUUUAAUCAUACAAGGGAGAGGCCGAUAAAAGGACUUCCAGCACAUGUUUUGCUCAAAUGCACAGGCCUGACACCACCGGGUCUGCUAAGUCACGUGGAUCUAAUAUCUGGCUCGGGGCGUCCCUUGCGUACCAUCCAGGUGCCUCUGCCCUCCGACCUGGGCCGGCAUGGCCUGUGGAGUCUCCCGGAGAUCCGCACCCCUUCCCAGAGCUUCUUCAUUAAGGUGACAGGCAGAGACGAGGAGGGCUAUCCCUUCCAGCGACUGUCGAGCGUCUCAUACACAAACAUCGUUCCAGAUCCCCCAGCUGUGAGCAUGCCUGAUCUGGUGAAGGGUCUCUACAUGCAGCCUGCCGUGAUCCGCUGUGCGGUGGAAAGCGACAUCCCUUACAGGCUGAGAUUUGCUAGAAGCGGAAUAACGCUGGGAGAGGAAAAGUUCUUCCAAAAAUCUGGCACUGCAUCAUGGGAGAUUGACCGCGCUUCAGCGGAGGAUGAAGGCCAGUAUGAGUGCACGGCGCAGAGUGGAGCGGGACAAGGACGCGCCUUAACCCAGCUGACUGUUCGAGAGCCUCCUCCAGUACUGAAGCCGGCGGUCAACGUGACUUCGUUAGUCGGAAGUGUGGCUGUGCUCCCCUGCCAAGUAGAGGGCUCCAUGCGCUACAACUUGACUUGGCAUCGAGCGGGACGCAGCGUCCGAGCCCGCUCGGGGAGGGUGAGGCUGCUUUCCAACUCGUCGCUGCAGAUCAGCGGUGUGCGGACUCAGGAUGCCGGGGAGUACCAAUGUGCGGCCACCAACGCCCACGGAGAUUCCAGGAUCACAGUGUGGCUCUUUGUCCCAGAGGCACCUUCUGUGGUAGUUCACCCCCAGAACCAGGUCUUCUCCCGAGGGGAUGAAAUCCGCCUCGUCUGCUCAGCGUCCGGCUCUCCCCCUCCCGUGCUCUUCUGGAGCCAUGGAAACAUGUUUCUUGCUAAUCGGCCGCGGAUGAGUCUACACCAACAAGGAGUUCUGACCAUAAGAGAGGCUCUCCCGGAGGAUGCCGGGAACUACACAUGUCUGGCAAGCAAUGUGGCCGGGACUGCAUCGCAGUCUGUCUCCAUUUCUUAUGCAGAGGUUCCAGUCAUCACCGUGGUACAACAGCUACUACUUGUAGCUGUUGGGGGUGAUGCUACUCUGGAGUGUCGGGCUAAUGGAAUACCCCCUCCACUCAUCCAUUGGUUUAAAGGGGACCUUGAAGUGGGCGCUGCUCCUUUCGUUGAGCAGGACAUCCACCGUGGGACCCUGCACAUUCGAGGGGUACAGGAAGUGGAUGCUGGUCAGUACAGCUGUGUGGCCAGCAGCCCUGCUGGGACUUCAUCUGGCACAGUCAGUCUGGAGGUUGGAGCGGGCCCUUUGUUCUCUGAAGCCCCCGUGGACACGACGGCUAACGUAGGGGAGAACAUCACCCUCCCCUGUGCGGCCCGAGGUUUCCCGCGACCGACAUUGACCUGGUACACACAAGACGGGAGACCUAUCCUCACAAGGGAAGAGACCCACGGUAGAAAAAUGCAGCUGCAGAAUGGAUUCCUCCUAAUUCAGAGUGUCUGGCUGGAUGAUGAAGGGCUCUACAUCUGUGAGGCCAAGAACCAGUUCGGAAGCAUCACGACCGAGGCCAGAGUCAGUGUCACCGGAUUAGAGCCCCCUCUCUUAGCUCAAGGUGCCCCUAUCAUCACCACUACCAUUGGUCAGUCCUUAAGUAUCCCUUGUAUGCUCUUGGCUGGGAUACCUCUACCAGAAAGACACUGGUCAAAAAAUGGAAAACCUGUUCCGCUGAAAGGGAAAAUGUUUGUGAGGAGCGAUGGAAGUUUGCACAUCGAGAGACCCGUGCCAGAGGAUGCUGGGACAUAUGUGUGCACGGCAGUGAAUGUAGUCGGCUCCAUGAACAUCACAGCGAGCCUUGAGGUGCAUGUGCCCCCCGAGAUCAACGCCGGGCCCUACCGCUACAUUGCCAAUGAAGGUGUGGCCAUCACAUUAUCAUGCGAGACAAGCGGCGUUCCCAAGCCAACUGUGGCCUGGUCCAAGGGAAGACAACCUCUGCCUCGGGACGGUGCCUCGCUUCAGGCUGACCCGAACGGAUACCUCCACAUCCCCCACCCCACCACUGACGAUGCAGGAAUAUACGUCUGCACUGCCUCCAGCUCCGUGGGUUACGCCAGUCGAGAAAUCCAGCUGAGUGUUAACACCAUGCCUGAGAUAACGGGAGUGAGCGGCCAUGAAAAAACUGUAAAAAUGGUAGCCGAAGUGGGAACUGAGGUAGUUCUGCCUUGCGAGGCCCAAGGGAGUCCGACUCCACUCGUCACAUGGAGCAGAAAUGGGCAGCCCAUCCCGCCGGUCACAGCCGGGUUCACUGUUUUGCCUUCAGGCUCCCUGAAGAUUGUUGAUGUGCGCCUGAUUGAUAGUAAGCUGUACACCUGCACAGCAGAGAACCCAGCCGGCAACGUGUCCCUAAGCUACAAUUUACAGAUCCAAGACAAGCCCAGGAUUCAACCGGCACCCCCACUACUAAAAGCCCUGGUCGGCCAAACAGUCACGUUGCCAUGUGUGGUCCAAGGAGAGCCGACCCCGGAGGUCAAUUGGUUUCACAAUGGUCUUCCUGUUGGGGUCAGGAACUCUUCACCCCUCAAGAUACAGAAAGUUGGCCUAGCUGACAAGGGAACCUACCUGUGUGUGGCCAGGAACAGCGCUGGGGAGGAGACCCUGCAGAUUACAUUGGAAAUUCUCGAGGCCCCGUCCUUUGCAGAACCAGGCGAUGCAUUCAUGGAGAAAAUAGCUAACAGCAAAGUCAUCAUCGCCUGUCCUGCUGAAGGAUCUCCACAUCCCAAGGUGCGCUGGUUCAAGAAUGGUCUGGAGAUACGUUCCGGACAGUCUGACUUUUCUGUAACAAGGGAUGGAGCUCUCGUAAUAAGCAGAGCGUCCGCCAGCCACAGUGGGGAUUUUAAAUGUGUGGCAACGAAUGAGGCUGGCUCUGUGGACAGGAAGACCAGGCUGAAAGUGAAGGUUCCUCCUGAAAUCCAAGAUGACGGGCAGGCAUUAAACCUCACUGUGACCUUAAAGCAGCCCCUCACUCUAGGAUGUGAUGCCUUUGGUAUUCCCUCACCCACAAUCACUUGGACUAAAGAUGGCCAUCCUGUGAACGGCCUUGGCUCGUAUCUCCAAAAUGGGAAUCGGCUGCUCAGAAUUUACAGAGUCCAGCCAGAACAUGCUGGAGUUUUUACCUGCAUAGCUCAAAACUCAGCUGGAGAAGCGCACCGGGAAUAUCACAUUGUGGUACAAGCUCCACCAGUGAUCUCAGGAACUUCUAAACUGCAAGAGUUAACUUCCAUUCUGGGCCAGGAAGUGGAAUUCCACUGCAGAGUUAGUGGGCGCCCAGCACCUAAAGUGGAAUGGAGCCGCGAUGGAGAGGUUCUUUCCCGGGAUGGAGAUCCACAUGUGGAGUUCCUGGAAGACGGCCAGGUACUGAAAGUGAAGACAGUCCGGCUGAGAGAUCAAGGACUUUACCAGUGUCUGGCCAGCAACAAUGCAGGGACUCAAGUGCGGCAGUUCAGAUUCACAGUGCAAGCUCCCCCCGUGAUCAAGGGUCCCAGUGAAACCUCAGAGGUGUCAGUGGUGCUGGGUUUCCCUACGGUCCUGCCCUGCGACGUAGAUGGUUCACCCACACCCAGUAUCACCUGGUUGAAAGACAACCAGCCCAUUGUGUCCAGCCCCCAGCUGACCUACACACAGGGCGGGCAGGCUUUAAGGGUGGGCUCAGCACAAGGAGACAGCACUGGCCUCUAUACGUGCCGUGCCUCCAAUCCAGCCGGCACUGCCGUCAAGCACUAUACUCUCAGUGUUCUGGUGCCCCCACAGAUAGAAGGAGACUCUCCAACCUUAGGCACUCGAGAAGAGAAAGUACGAAUCAAUGGCAGUUUGACUCUUUCCUGCCUUGCUAAAGGUUUCCCUGAGCCCAAAGUCGCCUGGUUCAAAGAUGGGCAGCUCUUGACAGGAAACAACCAUGUUGGCAUUCAGGAGCGUGGAUACUUUCUGCACUUAGAGAAUGCGAUGUUGUCCCAUGAAGGCCAGUACACCUGUGUGGUCACCAACUCUGCAGGAGAAGACAAGAGAUACUUUCAUGUUGCGAUACAAGUUCCUCCGGUCUUCCACCGUGUGAGUAACAGAGAAGCAGCCUGGGGUCUGGAAGAUCGUGAGGAUGACAAGAAUGAGGGAAUGGUCGAGAAGCGAGAGGUGGUCCUCGGCCAUCCCAUCAGCCUCUCUUGUGAGAGUAACGCCAUACCACCACCCAAGCUUAAUUGGUAUAAAGAUGGACAGAAGCUCACUAGCGCUGAUGGAGUUCUUUUACUGCCAGGUGGACAGGUGCUACAAAUUGCCCAAGUGCAGAAAGAAGAUGCAGGACGGUAUACAUGUGAGGCAGUCAAUGAGGCCGGAGAAGACCAGAUGCACUUUGAAGUGGAGGUCUUGGUCUCACCCGUGAUCGUGAGCACGUCAGAGGAGUUCAUGGAGGAAAUAGGAGCAGUGGUCAACAGCACCGUGGUCUUGCACUGUGACGCGUCAGGACAUCCGAGUCCCGAUAUCUCAUGGCUUAGAGACGGACAGCCAGUUGACAUAGACUCAGACCAUCUUAUAAGUGAAGACGGAACACAACUCCAGUUGCCCAGUGUAAAGGUGUCAGACAUGGCCGGGUACUUGUGUGUAGCUGAAAACAAGGUUGGGUCGGUUGAGAAGCUGUUCAGUCUGACAGUUCAAGUGCCCCCAAGAAUAAUAGGUCCUAAAGAGGAGGAGCUUAGCAUCACUGCGGGUCACAUGGUGUCAUUGCUCUGCGAUGUCCAAGCAUACCCUCCGCCAGAAAUAACCUGGACCAAAGAUGGGCAGAUACUCCAAUUCAGUACUGGUAUCCACAUUCUGCCAGGUGGCCAGAUGCUGCAGCUGCCUCGGGCCAGAGUCGAGGAUGCAGGACAAUACGUGUGCACAGCCUCUAACUCCGCUGGCCAAGACCAGAAGAGUCUUGUCCUCAGUGUUUAUGUCCUGCCCACCCUGAAGUCUCGUCUGGAUGCUGAGUCAGACUUGCUGACCCCGCAGCUUGGCUCCUCCGUCAUUCUGCGAUGUGAGGCCCACGGUGUCCCUGAGCCUGACGUCACGUGGUAUAAAAAUGGACUCCAACUGGUGACAGGGAAUGGACUGAGGACAGAUCGCCACCAACUGGAGAUCACAGGGGUUCAGAUGGCGGAUGGUGGUACCUACACCUGCAAAGUGUCCAAUGUUGCUGGCCAAGUAGAUAGGACAUUCAGGCUGGCAGUUUAUGUUCCACCUGCUCUGGACGGGCCUCUCCAGGAAUCCCUAAACCACACCCUGGGCUCUCAUGUAUCUCUGCGAUGUGAGGCUUCAGGGGUCCCCGUGCCAAGCAUCACAUGGCUCAAAGACGGAACACCUAUUGAAAGCAGCUUACAGUGGCAGUGGUCUAUUAGAGGGAACCGUCUUGAGCUGGGGCCUCUUACACUUUCCCAUGCCGGAACCUACACGUGUGUGGCCAAGAAUAGUGAAGGCCAGGAACAAAAGGACUUCAUGCUCACAGUGCAGGUAUCCCCUACCAUCCUGGACUCUGACCAUCCAUCUGAGAUCAGUGCACCCACGGGAGAAGAAGUCACACUUGAGUGCAAAGCAGCAGGAAACCCCUCACCUCACCUGAGCUGGCUUAAAGACGGCGUAACUUUGGAAGGGUCAGAUGCUCGGCACAUUGCUUCGACUCCUGAUGGCAGCACUUUAACUUUGCUGAGGCUUAGUCCUGAGGAUUCGGGAACAUACACAUGUGUGGCCGUCAGUCCUGCUGGCCAGGAGAGCCAAAUCUACACCCUCUUUGUCCUCGUACCGCCAUCUAUCUCGGGUGAGACCACAGAGCCCAGAGAGGUGCAGGUCACACAGGACAGUGCUGUGACUCUAGAGUGUCAUGCAGAAGGAAAUCCUCCCCCUCAGAUCAGCUGGCUAAAGAAUGGCCAACCGCUACUUCUAUCACCUCGCACACGCCUCGUCUCUGGUGACUCUGUGUUGAGGAUUUCUGCUUUACAGUUGUCAGAUGCUGGAGUCUACACAUGCAUAGCUCGCAGUCCGGCUGGUCUGGCUGAGCUCAGCUACGAUGUCCAGGUGCAAGUCCCCCCUGGUGUGGAUUAUGUGGAACCGGUGGAACCAGUAACAGUAGUCAAGGGCUCCUUGGUAACGUUGACCUGUGAAGCCCGUGGCAUCCCUCCGCCAACACUGACAUGGAUGAAGGACGGCCAGCCUUUGUCACUUCAUCGGAACCUGCUGCUGGAUGGACAGGAGACACGGCUGCAGCUGGCUGACGUGGCCCCCUCAGAAGCAGGCCUUUACAGCUGCGUCGCCAGCAACCAGGCUGGAAGCAGCACAAAGACCUUUAACCUCACCGUACUAGAGCCUCCAAGGAUAUCCCGCUCUCAGGGCACCCCAGAGGAGCUGACCAUUGCAGUUAACAGCCCACUGGAGCUGGAGUGCUUGGCAGAGGGAGUACCCCCUCCCACCCUAAGCUGGCUCAAGGAUGGUCAGUCCCUGGAAGGGAAUGACAUCAUUCAGGAGGACGGACACAUUCUCAGUAUCAGCAAAGUUCAGGUUGAGGAUGCAGGUCUAUAUACUUGCUUGGCCAGCAGUCCGGCUGGAGAGGAUGGGAGAAACCAUUGGAUCCGCGUGCAAGUCCCACCGACGCUUCUUGGCUCUGAAGAUGUGAGAACGUUGACGGUGCCAGUUAAUGGACAUUUGACCCUGGAGUGCCUGGCGGACAGUGACCCUCCUCCUGAUAUCGAGUGGUUCAAAGAUGAGGUCAAGAUGCCGCUGGGUGGUCGUAUUCAGCGGCUUGCGGGAGGACAGUACCUUGAGAUACAAGAUGCUAGAACCGAGGACAGUGGCCAUUACAGUUGUGUGGUCACCAACAUGGCUGGCAGCACCAGUCUCUUUUUUACGGUGGAGAUUCUCUUGCCGCCAGUUAUAAAGGAGAGCAGCGCGGUAGUGACAGCUCAUUUGGGCCAGGAUGCAGUUAUACCCUGUGAAGUCCAGGAUGGCUCAUCGCCAACGAUUAUGUGGAGAAAAGAUGGCUUCCCAAUAAUUCACGAUAAUAGCAAGUACAGCAUGCUAUCUGAAGGCUCCUUGCGUGUGCAAGAGGUUCAGCUGAGCGAUGCUGGCCGCUACCACUGCACGGCAUCAAACCAGGCGGGCUCAGACCACAGGGGAAUGGAUCUUCGAAUAUUUGUGGGUCCUUCGGUCAGCCCAGGUCCGUUCAAUGUGACAGUAACCAUGGGGCUCAGAGCUGUCCUGAGCUGUGAGACUACAGGAAUACCACCCCCUAAAGUAUCUUGGAAAAGGAAUGGCUCCCCUCUUGAUGUCAAUCAGCAACCUGGUGCAUACAGGUUACUAUCCUCGGGUUCCUUGGUACUUUUGUCGCCAGCCGAUGAGGAUGAAGGUUACUUUGAGUGCACUGCUGUUAAUGAUGUUGGAGAGGAGCGCAGAGUCAUCGAGGUCAAGCUGCAAGUGCCGCCAUCUAUUGAAGACGACGUCACAACAAUCACAGCCGUGAAAAUGUCCGCUGUGGAGCUACCUUGUCACGUUGAAGGACGACCUCGGCCUACCGUGUCUUGGAAGAAAAGUGGAGCCCAGCUGGGAUCCAGAGGUGGAAGUUAUCGCAUCCUUCCUACUGGGGUGCUGGAGAUAACUGCUGCAUUACCGAGCCAUGCCGGCAGGUACACUUGCUCAGCACGAAACCCGGCCGGAGUAGCUCACAAACACAUCUCCCUCACAGUGCAUGAACCUCCAGAGAUCGGGCCGAUGACGGAGGAAGUACAAGUGGUGUUACACCAUGGGACUAUCCUGCACUGUGAGGUUCAAGGAUUUCCCAGACCGUCCAUCACCUGGCAAAGAGAGGGUGUUCCCAUAUCAGCAGGUCACAGGCUGGCAGUGCUCUCAAACGGUUCCCUGAAGUUUUCUCGCGUCACACUUGGCGAUGCAGGGACGUACCAGUGCUUGGCAAAAAAUGAAGCUGGCGUGGCUGUUGGCAGAACCAAACUGGUGCUGCAAGUUCCACCGGUGCUGAGUGUGCCCCAUGUGGAGUACACGGCUGUGCUGGGCCAAGCAGCCAGUCUGGACUGUGUAGCUGAUGGUCAGCCCCAACCAGAAGUUACUUGGCACAAAGACAGGAGAUCUAUCGUCGACAGCGCCCUUAUACACAUGUAUGCAAAUGGAACCUUGGUGAUUACCUCCACCCAGCGCAGUGAUGCCGGCCUGUAUACGUGUACCGCCAAGAAUCUCGCCGGUAGAACCAGCCAUGAUAUCAGACUGGUUAUUCAAGUUCCCCCCAUGAUUCCUCCUGGGCAAGCAGAGAUGUCCGUUAUUCAAGGAUUUCAAGCGUUGCUACCCUGUGCGGCUCAGGGUUCACCAGAUCCCAAGGUAUCCUGGGAAAAAGACGGUGACGUCUUGCUUAGCCUUCCUGGCAAAUUCACGGUCCUGCGUUCAGGGGAGCUGAUUAUCGAAAGGGCCGAGCCAGGAGACGCUGGUGUGUUCACAUGUGUGGCGACCAAUGCUGCGGGUUCUGCAAGACAGGACACCCACUUGUCCAUCAACAUGAGACCCGUCUUCAAGGAACUACCUGGUGAUGUAACGUUGAACAGAGGACAGGCCCUCACCAUGUCCUGUCAUGCUCAAGGAACGCCUCCUCCGGUCAUCUCCUGGACUGUUAACCACCUGCCAUAUUCAGGUGCCAUUAUUGACGAGGCAGGUAGGAGCACCGUGAUGCUUGACAACGUUUCCUUGACCGAUGCCGGGACGUAUGUGUGUAUUGCUGAAAACAGCGUGGGCUCCAUCCGAGCGCUGUCUUUUGUCCGUGUCAGAGAGCCUCCGGUGUUGAAAGGUGACGCUCACACAUCUCAGACGGUCAUUCAGGGCGGCUCUGCUGUGCUGGACUGUCCAGUCCACGGAGACCCCAACCCUGUUAUCCACUGGCUACGGAAUGGGAAACAACUCCACCGCUCUGGCCGAACGCAGGCACUUCACAAUGGAUCAUUGGUCAUCUACAGCGUCAUUGUGACAGAUGAAGGGGAGUACCAGUGUGUGGCGGAGAGUGAAGCUGGGUCCGCUGAACGGACCAUUACUCUGAAAGUUCAGAUCAAUGGAGGCUAUUCCAACUGGCAGGACUGGGGUCCCUGCAGUAGCACCUGUGGACAAGGCUUCCAAGAGCGCAUUCGAGUUUGCGACAACCCAAAACCAACAAAUGGUGGACGGUCAUGCAGCGCGCCAAGUACUGACUCCAGAAAAUGUCAAGCUGGCCUUUGUCCAGGUGAAACCCCCCGCAAGACCAGAGGUAGCCUGAUUGGAAUGGUAAAUGAGAGGGAGUUUGGAGUCUCAUUCCUGGAGGCCAACAUCACAGAUAACGAAGAGGAGGGCAGCAGCUUUUUGCAGGCCCGUCUGGACAACAUUCCUCCAAGUGUGGGUCCCUUGCUGCGUGUAUUGGUGUCGGUUUUUGCCCCCAUCUACUGGACCACAGUGCUGCAGAAUGGAGCCACCAAGAACGGCUACUCCUUCACACAGGGACGAUUCAGGCAGGAGUCUCAGCUGGAAUUUGACACAGGAGAGGUCCUUCGUCUGACCCACGUGGCCAGAGGACUGGAUUCUGAAGGAGUUUUACUGAUUGACAUCGUCAUCAACGGAUAUGUCCCGUCUUCGUUGACAACCUCACAUUUAAGCCUCCAGGAAUUUGACGAGUCCUACGUGCAGACAGGCCAGGGGCAGAUGUACUCGUGGUCGUCACAGUCCCACCAGAGAGGCGGCAGCCCUAUGGUGCUGCGUUGCAACCACACCAUUAUUUACGAGGGUCAAGAGGAGCGUCACGGCCCUCUGCUCCAGCUGCUGAAGGUUUCUGGGAUGGACAGCGUCUACAAUAUGCUCACUCUCACGCUAGACUUUGACUUCACCGCCAGUCUUCUCAUACCAGAUGGACAUGCCGAAACUUGCCCUAAAGGCUUUAUCCUUGACACCACCUCAUAUUGCGCUGAUGAAGACGAAUGUGCACUUCAGUCUCCCUGCUCUCAUUCGUGUAACAACAUCAUGGGAGGGUUUUCCUGUGUGUGUCCUUCUGGCUUUACCAUCUCCAUGGAAACCAACACGUGCCAAGAUAUUGACGAGUGUGCCCAGGACUCACAUAUGUGCCACUACAACCAGCAGUGCGUCAACACUGCCGGCACGUAUCGUUGCCAAGCUCAGUGCGGAGAAGGAUUCAAACCCAGCGUCACAGGAACAAGCUGCGAAGAUGUGGACGAAUGCCGUGAAUCUGCCCUAUCCCCUUGUCAGCAUCAGUGUCUCAACACUCUUGGCUCCUACCGCUGCAUAUGCCAUCCUGGGUACCAGUUGUCAGGACACCACUGCAUCGAUAUUAAUGAGUGUAUGAGGAACGUAUGUCCAGCUCACCAGCAGUGUCGUAACACAGACGGAGGGUACCAAUGUUUUGACAGCUGCCCCGCUGGCAUGACCGAAGCCGAGAACGGAGCCUGCGUGGAUAUCGACGAGUGUCAGGACGGGAGUCACAUGUGUCGCUACUCACAGAUCUGUCAGAACACAUUCGGCGGUUACGGUUGUAUAUGUCCCAGAGGGUACCGAUCGCAGGGAGUUGGCCUCCCAUGUUUGGACGUGGAUGAAUGCCUGCAGACUCCGAGUCCUUGCGUCUAUCAGUGCCGCAAUGUGCCGGGUAGCUUCAGGUGCAUGUGUCCGCCUGGUACCCACCUGCUCGGGGAUGGGCGCUCUUGUGCGGGGCUGGAGAGGGGACAGACCUUCACUAAUGGAACCAGAGUGAGGGCAAGACUUCGGCCACAGCUGGUGUCUUCCAUUGGUAGACCGAUUCUAUCUCGCCCUCAUGGAGUUUCCCGCAUUACCAGGCAGAGUUGUCCUGUUGGAUACACAAGCAAAGAUGGCAAGUGUGUUGACGUGGACGAAUGUCUGCUCAGGAAGCCGUGCCAACAUGAGUGCCGAAACACUAUUGGCAGUUUCCAGUGUCUGUGUCCUCCAGGCUACCAGCUGCUCCCCAACGGCAGGAACUGUAAAGACAUUGAUGAGUGUUUGCAACAAGGCGUUGAGUGUGGCCACAAUCAGAUGUGUUUCAACACCAGGGGAGGUUAUCACUGCCUGGACACUCCCUGCCCCGCAUCCUACCAGCGUGGGAGAAGCCCAGGGACUUGCUACAGGCCAUGUUCUCGGGACUGCGCCACAGGAGGUUCACCUCUGCUCCUACAGUACAAACUCCUCACUCUUCCCUCCGGCAUACCAGCCAAUCACAACGUGGUACGUUUGUCGGCUUUCUCGGAGUCAGGCGUCCUGCAGGAGAGCACGUCUUUUCUCAUACUGGAGCAAGAAUCCGAAGCCGGUCCAAGCGGCCGCAUGUUUGGCAUCAGGGACGAAGCAGGAAGGGGAAUCAUCUUCACACUGCAGCUUCUGGACCGACCAGGUCUAACGCGGCUCAAGGUGCAAGCCACCACCAUUUCGCAGCAGGGUCGUGUGACCUAUCGGAGUAUUUUCAUCAUCUACAUAUCCAUCUCGCCGUUUCCCUACUGAGCAUCCUUAGUGACUUUGCUCCGUAUAAGUCUUUGAAACCAAAGGCCGUUCCCCAGAACUCUGUCCGACAAAGAGGACAUGGUCAGUCAGAGAACACUCAGAUGUGUUCCUAUCUGUGACUGACUAAAACAAAGAACUAAACAUUUGUACUGAGAAGUGAAUACGUCCAAAUAUCUUUUCCCCAAAAAUUGAAAGUGCAAUGCAUCUAUUAUUUACUGUAAGUUGUCAAACUCACUUUCAUCAUGGGGCCACAUCGCAGUCCUGGCCGGGGGCCAUCAGAAGUUAGUCCUCCCAGGAUUUUGCAAUGUGGCGAUCGUACCAAUUCACGCAUAUUCAACCAAUCUCUCGCAAGUUUGUCCAAUCCCUGCAAGUCAUCGACAUUUUAACCAAUCGAAUUUGUCCCAGCGGUGCUCGAACACAACGUCCAACCAAUCAUAUGCCUCCCUGGACAAUUUUUUCCACAACUUUUUGAAAAUGCUGCAACGAAAAAACCUGUAGAACUCUGGAGAGACUGGCUAUUACACAGUUACUUCGCUUGAUUAUUAUCAUUGUUUACCAACAAAGUGAUGUAAAACAUGCUUCGGAUCGGCAGUCAAAAGUAAAUAGCAGAUGUUUAAAGGGAAACUGCACUUUUUGGGGGGAAUUUCGCCUAUUGUUCACAAUCAUUAUGAAAGACAUGACAACGGAUCAAUUUUUUUUUUUUAAUGCAUUCUAACAUGGAAAUAAAAGCUCCAUAAGCCUGUAAAGGCCUUAGUGGCCACAUGCGUGGACAGCAGCUUUUAGCUCUUAUUUCCAAAUGUGUGUACACUACUGAAUUGGGGUCUUAUGCCGACAUAUGGACACUUAUACUGCCAUCUGGUGGUGUCAGAAGAGUAUAACAUACAAUGGAAUUUGGAAAAAAAUAGUGUAAAAAUAAAAAUUAGCAUGUCACCACACAUGAAGUACACAUUAGUGUACUUACGGACUAAGUACAUCAUAUAAAAAGAUGAUUUUUAGUUUUUAUUUUGAUUAGGGUCCAAUAAGCCCAAAUAGCAAAGAGAUAAAAAAAAUCAUGUAAACCAUGGGUGUCAAACUCUGGCCCGCGGGCCAAAUUUGGCCUGCCGUGUAAUUUAAUUUGGCCCUUGAGGCAAUAUCAAAUUAACAUUACAGCUGGCCCGCCGUUAUUACACAGCAGCUGUGCCGCUGUAACACCGCAAUUUCUCACACUUCCCAAUCCUCCCGAAGUUCAGUGCCCCUCCCGAGGCACGCAUUCUCCCGAUUUCCACCCGGACAACAAUAUCGAGGGCGUGCCUUAAAGGCACUGCCUUUAGCAUUCUCUACAACCUGUCGUCACAUCCGCAUUUCCUCCAUACAAACAGCGUGCAGGCCCACUCGCAUAAUUAUUACACACACAUACGUGAAUGCAACGCAUACUUGGUCAACAGCAAUACAGGUCACACUGAGGGUGGCUGUAUAAACAACUUUACUACUGUUACAAAUAUGCGCCACACUGUGAACUCACACCAAACAAGAAUCACAAACACAUUUCGGGAAAACAUGUGCACUGUAACAUAACAUAGACACAACAGAACAAAUACCCAGAACCACUUGCAGCAUUAACUCUUUCGGGACGCUACAAUAUAUUUUGAUAUUUACCUCAGAAGGCUGCAAAUAGAAAAGAGGCAUUUAGUUUGUAUUUAAAUUUGAUUUGAUAUGCCAUUGAUAUUUUUUAAUUAUUAUUAUUAUGAUUUGAAACUCGAUUUUGCAUGUCACUAUAAAGUUAUAUAAGCCUUGCUUGUUCAAUAUUUAAUGCAAAACUUGUUUGGGUCCCUAUUAAAAUGUUAAUUUGUUCAACCUUGGCCCACAACUUUGUUCAGUUUUAAAUUUUGGCCCACUCUGUAUUUGAGUUUGACACCCCUGAUGUAAACAAACAGCUUGGGCCUUAAGAGGUUAAAGCCAACAGGAGCACCCAUAAAAUCUAAUAAAUAACCAUUAAAAAAACGCCAACAAUACUCCAUUUACAUUUUGUGUUUUGAAUAUUACCCAUUAUAUUGUUAUUGUUAUUAUAAGCGCUAACUCAGACAUGCUAUUUAUAGCGGCGCCGUCAUCACCUCCACGUGUCCCUAUGUUUGCCUCAUCGAAUGGUCUCCUGCUUCCUCGCUUCCUUGAUCCCUGCACGUUUAUUGUAGAUCAUAAAUCAUGCAUCUCACCCGGACAGAAGAAAUCUGAGUAGGUAAUCCGACGAGUUUGUACACUUCUUGACAGUCAUUUAGAGCCCGAAAUUGUCCCCCGCAUCUUUUUUCUUCGUGGAGAUUAUGUCAUCUGUCAUCUUAAUGACAGUAUGUGAUGUUUUAUUAUGUUUGUUGGCUCUCAUAAAAUCUGCAGUGAGUAAUAAUCAGUGAUGAUUAAGAAAAUAAAUAGCAUAUGUGAUGCGUUUUUUUAAAUGAAUGCGCCACAUAUGCUUAAAAUGAUCUAAAUACGUAAAUAUUAGAUGUUAUUAUGAAUAUAUUCUUUACUGCAUUACAUAUAUACUUACAUUUAGAGAUGUCCGAGAAUGGCUUUUUUGCCGAUAUCCAACAUUCCGAUAUUGUCCAACUCUUAAUUACUGAUUCUGAUAUCAACGGAUAACAAUAUAUACAGAUUUGGAAUUAACUCAUUAUUAUGUCUAAUUUUGUUCUGAUGUCCCACUGGAUGCUUUAAACAAUGUAACAAGGUUGUAUCGGGGGGUGUAUAUUGUAACUGUCAGAGGUAGUCUGUGACGAACCCCAAGAUGCAGAGAAGGAGGCAGGCUUUGAGUAAGGAAACAUGAUUUAAUUAAAAUACCAGGACAAGAACAAACAAAAAGGGUACUGACAAAAAGCGCACAAGGCGGAUAACAAACUAAAAGAGCUAGCAUGGGAGCUAGACGAUAACGAGCAGGAAAUAUAAAUCCUUACUUGUAGUAUGAAAACAAACUAGAAGCAGUGAACAAAAAACAGUAAGCUAUAAACAGCUACCGAAAUUUAGCUUACCGCUACGCUGCAAAGACGCAACACGACACGACAGGAGCGACAAUACAUGACAAUAAUCCAGCACAGACUGGAGGAGAAAACAGGUCUAUAUAGGAGCAGGCUGAUUGACACCAGGUGUGGCCAGGUGCCAAUCAGCCGUAGCUGAGGGGACACAGCACACAGGGAGAAAGACAGGAAGCCAACAAAAUAAGAGUGCUGACAGGAAACACUACACACACACAGAGGAAAAAAAGACAAAUGCAGAGGAAAAACUAAAACAUAGUCAAACUGUCAGGGACAAACCUGACAGUAACGUCCCAGAAGAGUUAGUGCUGCAAGGGGUUCUGGGUAUUUGUUCUGUUGUGUUUAUGUUGCGUUACGGUGCGGAUGUUCUCCCGAAAUGUGUUUGUCAUUCUUGUUUGGUGUGGGUUCACAGUGUGGCGCAUAAUUGCAACACUGUUAAAGUUGUUUAUACGGCCACCCUCAGUGUGACCUGUUUAGCUGUUGACCAAGUAUGCGUCGCAUUUACUUGUGUAUGUGAAAAGCCGUAGAUAAAGGCAGUGCUUUUAGGGUUUAUUGGCACUCUGUACUUCUCCCUACGUGCGUGUACACAGCGGCGUCUUAAAAAGUCAUACGUUUUAUCUUUUGAAACCGAUACCAAUAAUUUCCGAUAUUACAUUUUAAAGCCAAUAAUAUCUUCAGUCCGAUAUUAUCGGACAUCUGGACUCACAUUAUGUAUAUAAAAUGUGUUUGGAUGUGGUUUUAAGGGUUUUAUAGGCAGAACUGCACAGCUCCCAUAAGCUCCAUUGUAAGUGAACUUUUGAUGGCAUUUAUUUAAUAUUUUGAAUGCAAAAAAAAAAACAUCAAUCGUCAUGUCUUUCAUAAUGAUUGUGAAUGAUAGGCAAAAUAAAAAAAAAAUGUAAAAAGCCCCUUUAAGAGUAGCUAGUGUAUAAAGGGUUUUCAUGACAAAAAAAAACACCUUGUUGUAGCAAACAAUAUCGAGCUAAGAAUUGCAUUUAAAUGGUUCAAAAUGCUGUGAUGAGGUGGCGACUUGUCCGCCCGAUUAAUGCUGAGAUAGCCACCAGCACCCACCCCCGCCACCCCAUAGGGAAUAAGCGGUAGUAAAUGGAUGGACGGACGGUUCAAAAUGUUAAUGCACGAAUCAAAAAUGAUUAAAUGCCGUAUUGACAGACUAUUUUACCAGGUGAUGAGUUUGACACCUGUGCUGUGAGCACUGAGAUUAACAAACAAGCAGAAUCUAACUCUCUUUCAGUGUUUAAAUGUGUUAUUCACCAGUAGAGGAUGUUUAAUGAGAGGAAACAUAAGCCCAAGUAGCCCUGAGAAGAGUGUGUUUAUUCGUAAUAACAAUGCACAGUUUGUCCAACAACUUUUCCCAUUUUUAGUAUUUAUUUCAUCUACUUGAGCCACCUGUCGUGUUUUUGUACUCUUUGCAUUUUGGUAGAAUGUAAAUAUGUUUCAAAGUGCCUUUCUGGAUGUAUCACAAACCGUGAGUGGACGUGAUUCAACUGGUGCUGAAGUUCUACAGCAGGGGUGUCCAAAGUGGGGCCCGCAGGUAAUUUUUUAAUGGCCCUACGGCACAUUUGAAAAAUACAACAUUUUUAAAACGUAAAAAGUGAUAUAAAGGAGAAAACGGGUGAAAUGUAACAAGAAAAUGUUGCAAUGUUUGCUCCAAUAACACAAAGCUGCCAUGCAGGCUGUUUCUUUCUUUACAAAAUAAUAAUGAAUCAAAAUCAAUGUCAUUAUGAAUUAUUGACCUAUUCAAGGCUCCAAUUACGUCAUGUUAAUUCGUCCACUUUGAGAUAUUUUUGGGGAAAAUGGUGCAUAUUUUGUGUUUGCCUUAUUAAAACUGAGCUGUUUUUUUUUUAAAGGACCUAAAAUGAACAAACAUAAACAACAAUAAAACUUAUAAGUGACAGAUAGAUCUGAAGUUGAUCUCGAGAUUAUUGUGUUAAAAUUAAAGAGUAAAAAAAAUGUUUAAUUUAUUUUCUAACACUUUAAUGAGUAGGACCCUUUUGGAUCCCCAAUAAUUUUAGUGUGAUUUGUUUUUUAACGUCAUUGCUCGAAAAAUAAUAAUUAAAAUCAAUGGUGUUUGUGAGUUAUUGACCUUUUUUAAUGCUCCAAUUAUUAUAUCAUCUGAAAUAUUCCGCUUAAAAAAAUAUUGGGUGAAAAUAUUGCGUAUUUUGUGAUUUUUCCAUUAAAAAACAUGUUUUUUGUGACAAAAAGAGAUUACAACUUACAUUUUUUUAAAUCAUUAUAUUGACAGACCUAAUGUUGAUUUAAAACUUGAAUAAUAAUUAAAAUAAUACUGAAUAAUGACACAUUUUUCAAAUAUUUUUUGAUAUAAACCCUUUGGGGUACCUGGGAUCAAGCCUGAGUGGAGGGCGAAAUGAAUAUUUUUUUUAUACAUAUAUUGUAUUGUUUUUUAAAAUAAAAUCGGAUUUUUCAGUGUGCGGCCCUCAGUGGAUAAAGUUUGGACACCCCUGUUCUACAGAGAACACCAUUUUUACAAGCACUUCUUGGUUGUGUGGUGCGGAUGAAAAAAGCUUUACGUUGAUGACAUUUAACACAAUAUGAUGUGUGAUCUUGUGGUGCUGAUAUACAUAACAAGCGGAAAAAGUUAGCUUUUGUAUUUUUUUUUUAGUGAACAAAGUGCUGAGCCUACACAUAUUUUAUUGUAAAUGUUAUGUUGAAUAUGUGCAGGAAUAAAAAAAAUACAACACUUUUUAAAA
Messenger RNA from Nerophis ophidion (straightnose pipefish), 18361 nucleotides. RefSeq names its product hemicentin 2 (gene hmcn2). NCBI's taxonomy places the organism in Eukaryota, Metazoa, Chordata, Actinopteri, Syngnathiformes, Syngnathidae. Gene Ontology annotation, molecular function: calcium ion binding. The transcript has 81 exons. The record is from RefSeq and is a predicted model, not a curated record. The coding region runs from base 37 to 12642 and encodes 4201 amino acids.